This is a messenger RNA of Vombatus ursinus (common wombat), 1964 nucleotides long. RefSeq names its product coactosin like F-actin binding protein 1 (gene COTL1). Bases 304 to 732 code for a protein of 142 amino acids. The transcript is spliced from 4 exons. NCBI's taxonomy places the organism in Eukaryota, Metazoa, Chordata, Mammalia, Diprotodontia, Vombatidae. Gene Ontology annotation, biological process: regulation of actin filament polymerization. Gene Ontology annotation, cellular component: site of polarized growth; actin filament; cortical actin cytoskeleton. The record is from RefSeq and is a predicted model, not a curated record. Gene Ontology annotation, molecular function: actin filament binding.
GCAGAGAAGGCGAGUCGCCCUGCAAGCCCGCAGUGAGCGGGUUAAGCUCCUCCUUAAGAGCUCAUUCAGUAGGCAGCGGGCAGUGCUAUCUCCUACCGUGGUAUUAGAAGCACUAGACUCUGGCAUCAGUCUCUCACUCCUCUUUGGAUCUUGAUAAAGCUGGUGCUGCUGAGUUCUGGGACCCUCCUACCCUCUCGGAUUGUCAAGGGCUGGGGGUUUUUUCCCUUGUCUCUUCCCCAACUGGUUCAUCCCUUUUGGCACUCUUUCCUCUCUUUUUUGGAAUCCAGUUUCUGGUCACAAGAGAUGGCCACAAAGAUCGACAAAGAAGCUUGCCGGGAGGCGUACAAUCUCGUACGGGAUGAUAGCACAAAUGUCAUCUGGGUGACUUUUAAAUACAACGGGUCCACCAUUGUGCCUGGAGAACAGGGAACCGAGUACCAAUCCUUUAUCCAGGAAUGCACAGAUGACAUUCGAUUGUUUGGGUUUGUUCGGUUUACCACGGGGGAUGCCAUGAGCAAGAGAGUGAAGUUUGCCCUUAUCACUUGGAUCGGCGAGAACGUCAGUGGCCUGCAAAGAGCUAAGACUGGGACGGACAAGACCCUUGUGAAAGAAGUCGUACAGAAUUUUGCAAAAGAGUUUGUGAUCAGCGAUCCAAAGGAACUGGAGGAAGAUUUCAUCAAGAGCGAGUUGAAGAAAGCCGGAGGUGCAAAUUAUGAUGCACAGACAGAAUAAAGGGUCAAUAUCAUCUCACCAAUAUCAUCUGCCUGCUUCCCCCCACCCUGCAAAGGGAUGCCAGCAAUCGACCAGCCAGCCAGCGUACCAGGGAAGUGGGAUGUGAGACAGCGCAACUAACGGGUGUCUGCACCCAGAUGCCCUUCCCUUCUCUCCUUUCCUUAUUGGGAAACAUCUUUAGUUUUGUUUUUGGUUUUUUUUUUCUCCUUAAUUUGAUUCAAAAGUUUUACAUGUGAAUCAGAUUUGCAGGCGCCUCCAGCUAUGAGGCUCCUUCCCAUUUUUCUGUCCUCCCCCAUGUCUGCACUUGCAAUGCCACAGCUCAAUCAUGUCAUUGCUUUUCAGCGCCUGCUGAGUGUCCUCAUUGUGGGUUUUUGGUGGGGUUCACAUCUACCAUUUGUCAACGAGACAGAUACCAUUCCAGGAGCUGCUUGAACGGCUUUCAGUCUUCUUAGGACACACACGUUUAUUUUAUCCAAAGGCUCAGACCCUUCUGAGUUUGCCCGAGGUAUACCUCAGUCAGAGUUGCCUAAGCUUAGAUCCAAUAGAUAUAAUGUGACUUAGUAGUUUCCAAAAAUUAUCUCCAACCCUGAGCUAAAGAAAGAAAACUUGCCUUAAAACUUGCUUGGCAGUUGUCCUGAUUGGUGAUAUCCAGUUCCAUUUUCUCCUCUUACCACCUCCCCCUCAAAAUACUGGAAAGGAAUCACAAGUUUGUAAUUCCUGAUUAGAAUACUCUUCUGACCACAGUUCUGAAUGGCAGAAGGCUGAACACAGAGGAUGAUAGUGAGAAGACACACGUUUCCAAGCUCCGCGUGGAUGACAGGGCAUUGGUGACAGAGGCCAAAGAUGAGAGGGUCGUGUUGCACCUUGGGCCCUUCUGGCCCUCCCUGUAUCAAACGGCCUUCUGUUUGCCCUCAAGAAGGCUCUUCUACUCAAUGUAGGACACCCAGUUCAUGAGCCAAAGGCCCCUCAGCCUUGCCUUAGCUGUUCUCCAAGAAUCAGUCAUCCAGCCCUUUUGGAACACAGAAGUCAGUUUCAGUCGGAACUUUAGGUCACUAUGGAAACUUCAAAAGCUUUUUUUUUAAAGAUGAAAUUGGCAUGUUUUUCAUGAGCGUAUUUUAUAUUCUUUCUUUUCAUAUCAUUUAAGGAAAAUAUUGUACUGUAUUGGGGUGUGGGAGAAUAUCGGCGCUAAAAACGAUUUACAUAAAUAAAUUUUUUUUCUUUUCCAAAACGAA